Syngnathus typhle (broad-nosed pipefish) is the source of this 2546-nucleotide messenger RNA. RefSeq names its product netrin-G2-like. The transcript is spliced from 11 exons. The record is from RefSeq and is a predicted model, not a curated record. Bases 766 to 2343 code for a protein of 525 amino acids. Lineage: Eukaryota; Metazoa; Chordata; Actinopteri; Syngnathiformes; Syngnathidae.
UUCUUGCUAGGGGGGGGCGUAACAGAAAAUAAUUGAGAAGCACUGGGUUAAAUGCAGAGGCCAAAUUUCACCACACCCAGAUGUGUGUGUGACGAUCAUUGGGACUUUAAGUUUUUUUUUUUUUUAACUAUAGCUGUGGUCUGUCGAAUCAAAAAAGUGGCUGGAAAACUUCAGCCGAGGGCUAAGAAGGGAGCUUAAUGUAAAGAGCUUUUGCGCGCGUGUGUGCGCGCGUGUGUGAAUGUGUGCGUGAGUGAGAAGUCCAUUUGAAGAAAAAAAAAAGGAAAGAGCCACAGAUGAAUGAAGUAAAAUGUUCCUAAUAAAGUGACAGGGCUGCUGCUGCUGUUGCUGCUGUUGCUGCUGCUGCUGCUGCUGAUGAUGAUGAUGAUGGUGAUAAUGGUGACGAUAUUGAUUAUAACGAUGAAGUAAAAGUAGGCGGGGCUGGAGGGAGUGAAGCAUCAGAAAAAGACGAACCAGUCUAAAGAGGAUGAGACAGAAGGAGAUUAGGAGAAGACGAGAAGGAGGAAGAGGAGGUGUGAAAGAAAACGACAGCUGCAGGACAGCAAGAAGAGAAAGAAAGAUCGAGAAAGCAGAAAAGGAAAUAAGAAAGUAGCCCAGUUUUUGCGCUCCAUCAGCUCAUUCACGCAAGAGGAAACAAGAGAAAGGCUGCCACGGUAAGCGGCCCACCUGCGGCAUGCCAGCCAGCCAGCGAGGCCCCACAGCUCCGAGCAGCCCGUGACCUCGAAACGACUCCCCGAGGACCUCCUCAUGGACGGCCUCAAGCGCCUGCCGCUCCUGCUCCUCUUGGCCACGUCGGCUCAAUGCCAAUUUGACGCCUGUCGCCGGGGGGCGGGCACCGGAUGGGAGGACUCCGCCUGCCAGCCGCCAACCGCCAACAUGAAAGAAGCCAUGCAGAUCCGAGUGGAGCCGCCGGGAGUCACCUGCGGCGACCCGCCCGAGCGAUUCUGCACUCUGGAAAACCCAUACCUCUGCAGCGACGAGUGCGACGCCUCCAGUCCGGACCUGUCCCACCCGCCUCAGCUGAUGGGAGACCGGGAAAGGGGCGGGCUCAUCACCUACUGGCAGACGGUCCCGUGGUCCAAGUAUCCCGAGCCGCUGUUGGCCAACGUCACGCUGUCCUGGAACAAAAGUCUGGAGGUGGUGGACGACCUGGUGGUCAGCUUCGAAUACGGGCGCCCCACCAGCAUGGUGCUGGACAAGUCCACGGACAAAGGGCUGACGUGGCGGCCCUACCAGUUCUACGCCGACGACUGCAUGGAGACGUUCGGCAUGCCGCCCAAGCGAGUGUCCGACUUGGCGCCCAGCAACGUGACCAGGGUCAUCUGCACCGAGCGGUACUCCGGAUGGCUGGGCGCCAAGGAGGAGAAGACGGUGGUGUUUGAGGUCGGAGCCCGCUUGCGAGCGCUGGCGGGCCCGAAGCUCCUGGACACGGACGCCUUGUUCACGCGGCUGCAGAGCAGCAAAGCUCUGCGGGACUUCUUUACCUUCACCGACCUUCGCCUCCGACUCCUGCGACCGGCCCUGGGCGGGACCUACGUCCAGAGAGACAACCUGCUCAAGUACUUCUACGCCAUAUCCAACAUCGAUGUCCCCGCCAGGUGUCAAUGUAACCUGCACGCGUCGGCGUGCGGGUUGCGGGACGCCACCUUGACGUGCGACUGUCAGCACAACACCAGCGGGCAGGACUGCCAACGCUGCGCCGCCGGCUUCCGGUCCCGCAAAUGGAUGGCGGGCAGCUUUCUGCCGCUUCCCGGCGGGACUGCCAAUGCGUGUGAAGCAGCAGAAAUGAGCGAGUGCGAGUGCAACGGCCACUCCAACCGCUGCAGCUUCAUGGACUUCCUGAACGUGGUGACGUGCGUCAGCUGCAAACACAACACCAGGGGACAUCGCUGCCAACACUGCCGUCUCGGUUACUACAGGAACGACACCCUGCCGCUCCAUCACCAGGAUGUUUGCGAGGCGUGCGAGUGCAACGACGCCGGCAGCCACUCUCGGCACUGCGGCGCCUCGGGGGAGUGCCAGUGCAAGGAGGGCGCCGCUGGGAGGCGCUGCGACCAAUGUCUGCCCGGAUACACGAGGAGAAGCAGCGGGGCCGGCUGCACAGUCAACGUGUGCCACGAAGCUCGCCCCUGUCUCAACGGCGGGACAUGCGUGGACUUCCAGCGCUGCCAGUGUGCCGCCGGCUUUGCAGGCGUUUACUGUGAGCAGCGCGCGUGUCUGAAGAAGAGCGGUUGCCUUGACGACGCAAGCGCCGCCUCGCCGCUGAUGACUUCGCAACUCCGCCUCCCAUUCAUCUUCAGCCUGAUCGCCGCUGCCGCCUUUUGAAGCCAUCAAAUCGAGGAACGGCUCGGCGACGUCAUCAUCCGGCGACGCACGCGACGUCACCAAGCCUCUGUGCCAGGAAGAUUUGAUUGAAAGGAAUGAUAUCACCUCGGAAAGCAAUGUUUGCAAAAGAUUACACGCAGCCCUGGUAGGCAAACGCUGCAUAUUCCGCUUUCUACAUUUGUUGACCAUACCCAAGAGUAUGC